Molecule: messenger RNA, 1533 nt
Organism: Cryptomeria japonica (Japanese cedar)
Lineage: Eukaryota; Viridiplantae; Streptophyta; Pinopsida; Cupressales; Cupressaceae
Product: cytochrome P450 720B2-like
Exons: 10
Coding region: 1-1533 (510 amino acids)
Biological process (GO): sterol metabolic process; brassinosteroid biosynthetic process; brassinosteroid homeostasis
Molecular function (GO): monooxygenase activity; iron ion binding; heme binding
Source: RefSeq, a predicted model, not a curated record
AUGAGUCUUGACUUUAUGAAGCGCCCCAUUGGUUUUGAGGAUGAUGGCUCGUUGGUUGCACCAAUUGGUGAUGCAGUGAAUGUCCAGGAACAAAGAGGAGAGGUGAAGAAGGUGCCUCCUACUUCUAAGGGUUUGCCUUUUCUUGGUCACACACUGUUAUGGUUCUAUUACAUGGCCAAGCCUGACCCACUUGCAUUUCUUCACAAAUACAUACUUCCGUAUGGUGAAAUUGUUACAUGCAAUAUGUUUGGAAAGCCAACAGUGGUGUCUGUGGAUCCUGAAUUCAACAAGUUUGUUUUGCAAAACGAAGGAAGAUUGUUUAAAGCAACUUACUUUAAAUCGAUUUAUGAUCUAAUGGGUAAGUUUAGCAUGAUAUCAGUGACAGGAGAUCUGCACAGGCAACUCCAUGGAACUGCUAUUAACUUACUCAGCAAUGAAAAGUUGAGAAGAAAUUUCAUGCCUGCCAUUCAAGUUGUAUUCAAGCAAACCAUGGUAAAGUGGGAAGCAAAAGAAAUACUUCUUCAACCAGAGUGCAAGAGGUUACUUUUGAAUGUGAUGGCCAAGCACUUGCUCAAUGUGUCAGGAGAUGAAGAAACAGAUGAGCUGUGCAGCCUCAUGACAGAGUUCAUAAAUGGAAUUAUUUCAGUUCCAGUAGAGAUGUUAGGUUGUGCUUAUCCAAAAGCAUUGAGGGCCAGAAGGAUUUUGAAUGACAAGUUCUACAAGCUCAUGGAUGAAAGGAAGAUAAAUCCUUGUGAAGAUUUGCUAUCUAAGCUUGUAAACGAGGAGAAUCUUCCAAAGGAGAUUAUGGCUGAUUUUCUUCUUAUUUUACUGGGUGCAAGCUAUGAGACUGCAACUAGAACAAUGACUCUAGCUAUUCAUUUUCUUUCCCACUCAAAUGAAGCCUUAGUCCAGCUCAUGGAGGAGCAUGAAACAAUCCAAAAACACAAAGGAGAUGAGGAACUUCAGUGGGAAGACUAUAAAAAGAUGAAGUUCACACAAUGUUAUUUUUAUUACUUACUUCUCGCCAACUUCAUUGGUCAUGAGACGGCAGCCAAAAGCACCUUAUGCGUGGGGAAGUUUCCAGAGAUAAAUUUGGUUAUAAACGAAGUUCUUAGACUGUCAGGCAUAUGUGUGGGCCUUAUAAGAGAGACAACGGAAAAUGUUAUAGCUAAAGGUGGCUAUGUGAUACCUAAGGGAUGGGGAGUGAUGACAUUUUUUUUGUCUGUCCAUUUGAAUGGAAAAUUCUAUAACGAUCCUCUCAAAUUCAAUCCCUGGCGUUGGCAAGCAAACGAUAAAGAGGAACUUCUAUGGAAGAACUAUGAUAUGCUAUUUUCUCCAUUUGGAGGAGGGAGACGAUUAUGUCCAGGAGCUGAUUUGGCUAGAAUGAGCAUUUCUUUUUUUCUUCACUAUUUUGUAACAAAAUUCAGGUGGGAGAUUGUCAAAGAGGGGAGGAUCACUUUCUUUCCUAUUCCUCACCUGAAAGGCGAUUUUUCCGUUCAUCUCUUUGCCAAGAGGACAACUUCCGUUGAAUAA